AUGCUUGUGCGAGGGCACGUAAUUCACUUUCUCCGGGAGGUUGGCUUAGUGUACAACCAGCUUCGCGAUGUGGCGUUGGCACAUGUCAAGGCCAUGGAACUGGAAGAGGCCCCUAGCAAGCGCUUUUUCGUGACUGCUGGCUUCUGUAGAAAUGCGGGGCUGGUCAAGAUCAUCUGGGACAGCUUCUCGGAGCCGCGAGACAAGUUGCCGGAUGAGAAUCACUGGGGCGGGGAGCCGAACCCGAACAUGCAGUGUUUUGGUUAUGACACAUCUCGCGCAAUGAGGAUCUUGGGGAUGACCUGGACACCGUAUGAGAACCCGGUAGUGGAUUCAGUCAAGUCUUUGAUCAAAGAGGAAUGA
Messenger RNA from Ilyonectria robusta, 360 nucleotides. RefSeq lists its product as uncharacterized. NCBI's taxonomy places the organism in Eukaryota, Fungi, Ascomycota, Sordariomycetes, Hypocreales, Nectriaceae. The coding region runs from base 1 to 360 and encodes 119 amino acids. The record is from RefSeq and is a predicted model, not a curated record. The transcript has a single exon.